Molecule: messenger RNA, 1993 nt
Organism: Danio rerio (zebrafish)
Lineage: Eukaryota; Metazoa; Chordata; Actinopteri; Cypriniformes; Danionidae
Source: RefSeq, a predicted model, not a curated record
ACAGCAGCGGUCGAGAGGGGGCGGAUGACACGGAGAAACAGAGGAAGGGGGAGAGAAAGAAAGAAAAGAGCCUGUGCGUGUUUUCGCAGGCGGAGUUUCGUUCUUGCGCACCGUUGGAAUUCACUGUCUGUAUUUUUUUCCUCGGGGUUUGCUUGGAGGAGACCGAAGGAGCGAGAAAGCGCCGCCAGCGAGCAGAUGUUCUAGCUGGACUAUCCCUGUUUCCAGCCUGACAAUCGAGCCUAUCAUCUGGUAAAAUGUGGCAGCCCGCGUCGGAGCGAUUGCAGCAUUUACAGAGCAUGCUGAAGACCAAACUGAAUGUGCUGACGCUCCGGAAGGAUCCGCUGCCGACAGUCAUCUUUCAUGAGCCUGAAGCCAUCGAGCUGUGUUCAACCACACCGAACGCCAAGAACCGCACACAUACAGGAUACAAGGUGACGUACCUCGGCAAGGUGACGAUUUCCGGCACUCACUUCCUAUCCGGCUGCACCGAAUCGGCAGUGGUUGGAUUAUGGGACACAAAGCAGACAUCGGUCACCCAUGAUGACUCCAUCACCUCCAGCAAUGCCAUCCUAGAAAUCCGGCCAUUUCAGGUGCGCAUGCAUCACCUGGACGGCCGCGGCGAGGCCACCGUCGCAAUGGACACCUUCCAGGUGGCGCGCAUCGCAUACUGCACUGCAGACCACGACAUUAGCCCCAAUGUGUUUGCGUGGAUCUACCGACAAAUCAACGACGAUCUGACCUUCCAGAUGGACUGCCACGCUGUGGAGUGCGAGAGCAAACUAGAGGCGAAAAAACUGGCCCACUCCAUGAUGGAAGCCUUUAAGAAAACCUUCCACAGCAUGCGCAGCGACGGGCGCAUCCACAAAAGCGGAUCAUCUGAUGAGUUUCCUGAAGAGCCAAGCACACCUGACGAUGGCUGAAUGAUAGGCCGAGGGUCGGACUACUCUUAAAUAUGGGGGGGGUUUGGGAAAAGCAGCGUGAAUGCAAUCUCGCGCUCUUUGUUUUUGUGCCAUAAUAGAAUAUUCAGAAACGACAGCGACCGAAAUACCACAUACCAAGAAUCUAGCCUGCCUUUUUUUCAGUCUCGGCCUGCCAGAUGGUCUGUGCCCAUUUUACUAAAAGCAUCUCAUCAUUUCCACGGUAACACUCGCAUUUGAACGCUGCUGGUUUUGAUAUGAAGAGACAAGAACUUGUACCUUUCCUUAAGCCAAUCAAACCUUGGGCCAGUUCACUUUGUUGUUUGUGGGAGGAGGGUGGGGGGAUCCCUGAUGUGUGUGUGUGUCAUGUCAUUUUAGAUAUAACACAGGUGUGUUUCCUCUCCAGGUCGAGUUUGAGAGGGGAUAAAAAGUCUAAUUUUGAUAUUUAUGGCAGGCAGCCAGCCUAGGGCAUUCCUUUACCUUUGUAGGGCCAUAGAAUCGUAAUUAUAGGGACCAUGCAUUGAUUUCUAUUUGUUUUUAAGAUACCAAAAGUCAGUGUUUGUGUGUGUGUGCGUGUGUGUGAUUUAGGGUUUGUAUGUCUGCAGCUCUUGAGCCUUUGAAUAACUAUGGAACGGGUUCUCUACUGCAACAAGCUAAGUGUGCUCAUCUGUCUGGUGUAGUUUAGUGUGUGUGUGUGUUUGGUGUGUGUGAGGUGUUUUCCAACAGAAAAUACUGUUAAUGGGGAAAGCGAGACGUUUCAGAUGCAUCUGUAUAUUCACUCAUGAGCACAUUUGCAGUCACUCCGGUAAGAAUGCACAUGAUCUAGAGCAGGGGUCACCAACCCUGUUCCUGGAGAGCUACCUUCCUGCAGAAUACGCUUAUUUCACGCGGCCGCCAUGUUAAAGAACCAAAGCGAGGCUGCGGUGGAAAAAAACCCGGAAGUGUAGGAUGAGCACUGUAAACAUUGCAGUAACAUGCUGUGUACUACAAACCUCCAGCUGUUGCCGAGAUUUUAAAAUGCAGAAAAUGGUGUAACCAUCACUUUAAUAUUAUUUAGUAAGUUUAUUUUAAACAAU